UCUACAGGAACUUCUAUACAUGAACGUAAAGAGCAGUAGAUAUUUCUUACAUCUUGAGACCUGGGUGAAGUUCGGUUCCCUGGGCUUCGCAGUCAUCCUCCCAUAUGCCGUGGUGGUGGUCAACAUCCAGGAGCAUGAGUGGCCUCGCCACGUGGCUACUGUGGCCAUCCUGCUGUCUUGGCUGGAGAUGACCUUCCUCCUCUCCAGGUUUCCCAACUGGGGCUACUAUGUACUCAUGUUUGGGAAAGUCGCGUCGAAUGUUGUAAAGAUCCUUCUAACCUUCACCUUCCUGGUCAUCGGCUUCUCUCUCAGCUUCAUGAUCCAGUUCCACUCCCAAGUGCCCUUCGACGGGCCCUGGUCAGCCCUCGUCAAGACCAUAGCCAUGAUGACGUCAGAAUUCGAGUACGGAGACCUAUUCGACGAGGAACGAAAUGCAGAACUUGCCACGUCACUCAUCAUAGCCAGAAUAAUCUUCCUAAUAUUUCUGUUACUGGCUAGUAUUGUACUUAUGAACUUACUCGUCGGUGUGGCAGUCAAUGAUAUCAAUGAUUUAGAAGUAUUAGGUAAUAUUAGGAGGCUAGUAAAGCAAGUAGAGUUCUUAGGAACAUUAGAUACCCUAGUAUAUAACAGAGUAUUUAAGCUGAUGCUUCCAAAGAAAGUGAAUACUAGAUUAAAGAAUAAAAGAAAUGUAUCGCGUGUGAUGAUAUUAAAACCGGGGAAACCAAGAUGGGGGCAGUCUAGAACUUUACCCUCAAAAAUCAAAGAAUCCAUAUUCAACAAAGCCCAAAUGAUGAAAAAACAGAUCGAGGACGAAAUCGGCUUUAAAGCCUUCAAUACCAAAUUAAAUGAAAUGCAUGAUGUGAUAAUGAUGUAUAAUAAAAUAAGAAUGGAAGAGCUCGCUAAACCUAAAGAACCAGAAAAAGAGGUAGAUAUAUCUAAACCUAAGUCUACAAGUCUGGCUGCGCAUUUGAAUGACUUGGAUGAUGCGGUGGAGACCUUGAAACAUCAAAAUGUAGUUUAUGUUCAAGAGUCGAGGGAAGCUGUAAAUGUUCUGAAUACGAAGUUAGAUGAAGUAUCUAAUGAACUGAUGGGUAUUAAGCAAUUUUUGGUCAAGCUAGAGAGUAAGCUUGAAGGAAGUAUUUAUAUUGAUUGAUAUUUAUAAAUAA
Trichoplusia ni (cabbage looper) is the source of this 1166-nucleotide messenger RNA. Its product is annotated as transient receptor potential channel pyrexia-like. The coding region runs from base 20 to 1153 and encodes 377 amino acids. The record is from RefSeq and is a predicted model, not a curated record. Gene Ontology annotation, biological process: monoatomic ion transport; transmembrane transport. Gene Ontology annotation, cellular component: membrane. Lineage: Eukaryota; Metazoa; Arthropoda; Insecta; Lepidoptera; Noctuidae. Gene Ontology annotation, molecular function: monoatomic ion channel activity. The transcript has 2 exons.